Cornus florida is the source of this 3320-nucleotide messenger RNA. RefSeq lists its product as uncharacterized. The transcript is spliced from 8 exons. Lineage: Eukaryota; Viridiplantae; Streptophyta; Magnoliopsida; Cornales; Cornaceae. Bases 238 to 2709 code for a protein of 823 amino acids. Gene Ontology annotation, molecular function: chromatin binding. The record is from RefSeq and is a predicted model, not a curated record.
UAUUUUUCUCUCUCUAAAAACUCUCUUUCUCUAUCUAUUCUUCUGCUCGGUUUGCCCAACCCCGCCUCUCCCACAAGGCCUCACUUACGCAAAGGCAAAGCUCUCUCUCGUCAAUUAACCGCGCAAAAGGUUUAUAAAGGAAACUCUGGUUUUCUUAGGUAUAAUUCCACAGAAAACGGUGAGAGGACUGGGUUUAUGGAAUUUAUUAUCUGAGCAAGGCCUAGGGUUUGUUCCAAGAUGGAUUCGAUGGUGGAAUUUGAAUCCAGCAAGGCGAGAUUUGAGGGUUUAGCGGCGGUCGGCGAAAAGAGAGUGGUGGAGAACGGGAAUGAUGGUGAAUCGGAUGUUCCAUUGCCAAAGAAGGCGAGAGUUGGUGGAGGAUUGGUUGGGGAUAUGAAGAAGGUGGCGGAGAUAGUGCUGGUGUUGGCGGCGAUGGGAAAUAUGAGGGCAGGGAGGAGUCCUACAGCGGCGGAGAAGGAGAUGAUGGAGGAGGCGAGGGGGAAGUUGGUGGAGGUGUGUCGAAUGUUUGCGCCAAAGGAUGUUUUCCCGAGGGAGGAAUUUGGGGGCAUAAUUGAGGAUCUAGGUCUCAACAAGUUGAAGGAACAGAGGCUGGCAUUUCUACCUCCCAAGAUGUCGAUUGCUGAGAAGUGUUCGAUUGCAAUGCAAAAGAUGGAAAAAUCUAAGGAAUUUUCUUUACAUUCUGCUGCAUAUUUAUCUCAGCGGUUACAAAUGAAAUCUAGUGUAGCGGCUGAAAGCCGUGGGAAAUCACAUACUGUUCGAAUGUCCUCAUCAGAGAAACAAAGUCAUGCAUCAAAUACUUCUGGAUCUCUCCAUCCUGCUUCACCUUUAGGUCAUGUUCCUGCAGCAAAUUCUACAUCUUUAACAUAUCAGUUGCCUGCCAGCCAAGUAAAAUCAUCCGUGGCAUCCGGUGGAUUGCCUUCCACUCAUAUAGGAAGGGAUUCUUCAUCCUCUUCAUCGUCAACAUUGCCUAGAGUUGACAGAGAACAUUUUAGAUUGGAUGGAAAAUCAAAUGGUUCUUAUACAUCGCCGGUUCAAGCAAAUACUUCAGGGGAUUAUCACACACAGGUGAAGGUGGCAGCAAAUGCUUCUGUUAAGGUUCAGGGAACUGCUGAUUCAAGUUUGACGCUGGUGGCCCCUCAAGUAAAAACAUCCAAAUCGCAUAUUACUCAAAAUGCAUCUGGAAAUCUGCCGACAAUACAUCAGCAUUUGCAGGGCAUGAACUUUGUUCAAGCUCCUUUACCCUACAACAGCCACAAUGAAAUUGGCAAAAUUGUUCAUAAUUUAUUACUAUCACAGAUUCUGAAGCAACCCACAUGGACUCCUCCUUCUAGGGAUUACAUGAACAAGGCUGUGACUUGCCAAAUGUGCAAGCUUACCAUUAAUGAGGUGGAGAGCGUACUUGUUUGCGAUGCUUGUGAGAAAGGAUUUCAUCUCAAAUGUCUUCAGUCUCACAAUCAAAAAGGAAUCCCUAAAGGAGAGUGGCACUGCCAGAACUGUUUGACGUUAAGCAGUGGGAAACCUUUGCCCCCUAAAUAUGGCCGUGUCACAAGAAAUAUAAGUGCACCAAAAGUUUCUUCUAACACACCUGCUGUGCAGUCAUUUCCAGAUAAUAAAAUGGGAACUUUAGGUGAGAAGAUCUAUCAGCAAGAUAAAACAGCAAAUGGAAAUUCUGGUUUACAAAGUGCUCCCAGUGGUAAUGUUCGUAAUAACCAUAAGCAUUCAACAACUGGUUCAAAUAUGCCAAAUGCAAGAGAAAUGCAAGGGAAUGAUAUUUCAUCAAGUAGAGAAAAAAUUGAUGACAAACCUUGUUCAGGAACAUGUCGAAAUGAUGUAAUAAAGACCUCGGAGGCUGCUUUUGUUUCUCCCGCUGGCUCCUCACAUGAAAGAUCAAUAGAAGGGAAAUUGGUUUCUGAAGCAAACAUACAACCUCCAUUAACAUCACCUGACACAGUUACCAAUACACUAGAUCACUCACCAGCUUCUCACAACCUCCGAGAUAAUUAUCAAGCAGGGGGGCCAGACGGUGCUGAAAUUUCAUCAGACCAAUGUCAAGAAAACAACAUUAUGGUUAAAGAUUUGGAGAGAUCUUAUAGUAGAGAAACUCUUCACUGCACUUCAAAUCGUGAAAUUAAGCAAGAUGAGCAUGGAGUUGGACAAGUUAAUUCUAUUGAAACUUCAGGAUCCAGUAAUGGGGCUCGAGAGCCUAGGUCAUCAGACGACUUGCAUGUUGUUGAGUGGGUUGGUGAUGUCCUUCAAGUUAUGGAUGGGAAGACAUACUACCAGUCAUGUUGCAUCGAUGGCACUGUGUAUAAAGUGCAUGAUCAUGCUCUUUUUCGUUCUAACAAUGACAAAUUGUUGCCUUCUAAGAUUCAGGCCAUGUGGGAGGAUGGCACAACUAGAUCAAAAUGGGUUAUUGUCAAUCAGUGCUACUUUCCUGGUGAUUUGCCAGAAGUUGUUGGCUGCCCCUGUGCCCCGGAAAGCAAUGAGGUCUACGAGUCUAAUCAUCCUUGCACCAUAAUGGCGGACUUGAUUCAAGGCCAAUGUGAAGUUCUUCCACUACGCAAGUUUGUCAAAGAAAAUGAGAGGCGAACUCGAUUUAGGACGGGGCCAAAUGAUGGUUUACGACCACUUUUCUUAUGCAAAUGGUUUUAUGAUGAAUCAAAAGGGCUAUUUCGAGACACUUCAAGUUAGUUGCUAUUAGACGUAUAUUUUAAGGUUGCUAAUUGUGGGGGAACCUUGGACAGCUGAUCAAAGGAUUUCCAAAUGCUCAUUUCGUGUACAUUAUAUAGCUUUAGCCGUGUCUGUAUCAUCUACCUAGUAGAGUAGCUCACAAUGAAUCUUAUCAUACCCUUUUUUGCUCCUAGGGCUUGUUGCAUUAUUGUGCCGCCCAGUAAAAUAUGAAGGCAUGUCUUCUGGUCAGAUAUUGUUGAAAUUAAAAGAAGAAAAAAAGGUUCAAUCUGUACAUCAUUGUGUGUUAUUGUGUGCUCUCCUGCUUCAUGGAAUGAAUAGAGAACAGUAAAUGCAGUCUUAUGGGUCAUGGAAGUCUCAAGGGUCCUCCAUACAGAUUUAAAAGUGGAUGAGAUAGUCCUAUUUUACUUUUGUACUCUUUCUUACGCCCAUUUGGUUUCUCAAAAGUGAGUUGUAGAAGUUUCAUUGAUGACUGUGGAGUGUGUGAAAGCGCUGUUGGAAACUGUUAGUUGGGUGAUUUUAGACUAGAAGACAGUAACAUCAAUGUAAUAAGUUGUACUUCAUAUAUAUAUAUGUAUAUAUAUUAAAAAGAUUAUUUGCUAAAGUUUUUCAAA